UGUGUCAAGAACAUGACACCUUUAAAGAUUACCACUAUUGGGUUGAUAGUUGCACUUCUUGGAGAAUUGGCCUAUGCUCUGGAUGUACGUCAGGAUCCUAUGUUCAUCAGUGUUGGGGAAUCAGUUACGUUAACCUGCUCACAUAAUUUAAGUGGACAAACAGUAGUCUUGUCUUGGUACAAACAAACUUUGGGACAUAAACCUCAGCUCAUAUCUUCAUCGUUUAAGAAUAAUCCAAAUGGCACAUAUUACAAUGAAUUCAAGGAUAACCCUCGUUUCUCAGUUCACAUCGCCAGCAACAAACUUCACUUAAGGAUGUCAGAUGUGCAAUUAUCAGAUUCAGCUACAUAUUACUGUACCAGUUCCUAUUCCAACCAAAUGGACUUUGCAGAGGAAGCCAUUCUCAAUGUAAAAGGCUCUGGUAUACAACAUUCUGUCCAGCAGCCAGCGUCUCUGUCAGUCCAGCUAGGAGACUCUGUUACUCUGAACUGUACAAUACACACUGAGACCUGUCCUGGAGAACACAGUGUCUAUUGGUUCAGACGUGGCUCAAGAGAAUCCCGUCCAGGAAUCCUUUACACCCAUGGAGGCAGAAGUGAUCAGUGUGAGAAGAGCUCUAAGGCUGGGUCUCCUACACAGAGCUGUGUCUACAACCUCCCCAAGAGGAACCUCAGCCUCUCUGAUGCUGGGACUUACUACUGUGCUGUGGCCUCAUGUGGGGACAUAGUGUAUGGAGAGGGAACCGAGCUGGAUAUCAAAUUAGUUGGCGAGGAUCAGAUGAGAAUCUUGGUGCUUCUCUCCAUCAUGAGAACUGGAGUUCUAUUCUGCUGUCUAUUCAUCGUUAUUGUCUUCUGUUUCAUAAAGAAAUCCAGCUAUCCAUCUCUUUGAGCUGUACUUAGUCAUAUAUGUCUUACGUAUGCAAUUAUGAUCUUGAUUGCUUAACAUGGUGUAUAAAAUUUGAUGUCUCUGAAAAUCUUUCAAACAUGUCAAUUUAUUGUUUGGAUUGGUUCCACAGAACAUCAGCUGGUUUGUCUGAACUGGAUGUUUUUUUCCAAUUUUAAAUAAAGUUUUGGAUUAAUGUA
Messenger RNA from Hypomesus transpacificus, 1082 nucleotides. RefSeq lists its product as uncharacterized. The transcript is spliced from 2 exons. The record is from RefSeq and is a predicted model, not a curated record. The coding region runs from base 13 to 888 and encodes 291 amino acids. Lineage: Eukaryota; Metazoa; Chordata; Actinopteri; Osmeriformes; Osmeridae. Gene Ontology annotation, biological process: response to bacterium.